Sinocyclocheilus rhinocerous is the source of this 1174-nucleotide messenger RNA. It is a transcript of the gene srsf4, whose product is annotated as serine and arginine rich splicing factor 4. Lineage: Eukaryota; Metazoa; Chordata; Actinopteri; Cypriniformes; Cyprinidae. The transcript has 6 exons. Gene Ontology annotation, molecular function: mRNA binding. The coding region runs from base 68 to 1162 and encodes 364 amino acids. The record is from RefSeq and is a predicted model, not a curated record. Gene Ontology annotation, cellular component: cytoplasm; nucleus.
GGACUCUUAGUUUGAAGCUCAUGUAUGUUGUUGCUGGCUUUCCGCGUCGAGCUGCUGCACCGGGAACAUGUCUCGAGUUUACGUGGGGAAAUUGAGCUAUCGCGCCAGAGAGAAAGACGUCGAGAGGUUUUUUAAAGGCUACGGGAAGAUACUGGAAGUGGACCUGAAAAACGGAUAUGGCUUUGUGGAGUUCGAUGACCCCCGUGAUGCAGAUGAUGCUGUGUGCGAUCUGAACGGCAAAGACCUUUGUGGGAAGCGAGUGAUCGUGGAGCACACCAUAGGACAGCGGCGUGAUGGUGGCACUGGCAGCAGAUCUGGAAGAAGUAGUCAGUAUAGGCGUGGAGGAGGAGACCGGUACGGCCCACCCACUCGCACAGAUUACAGGCUGAUUGUGGAAAAUCUCUCCAGUCGCUGCAGCUGGCAGGACCUGAAGGACUACAUGCGUCAGGCUGGCGAGGUGACUUAUGCCGACACUAACAAGGGCCGCAAGAAUGAGGGGGUCAUUGAGUUCAGGCAGUACUCGGACAUGAAAAGAGCCCUGGAGAAACUGGACGGUACUGAGGUCAAUGGAAGGAAGAUCCGGCUCAUCGAGGACCGGCCUGGUGCCAGACGCCGCCGCUCCUACUCUCGCAGCGCCUCCAGGUCUCGCUCCAGGAGCAGGAGGUCUCGCAGGAGCCGAAGCCACAGCCGAACCAGUAGCCGCUCCAGAGCCUCAGGCUCGAGAUCACGCAGCAGGUCAACCAGCAAGAAGACGAAGGGCAGGAGCAGUAGGAUGGAGGAGAGCAGUAAUGGAGCUCGCAGGGGAGGUGAAAGCGCCAGGGAUAAUAGCACGAGCUGCAGCCCUCCGAGCAAAAAGGGCAAACGGGAAAACAAGAGAGAUCGCUCCUAUUCUCGAUCCAGAUCCAGAUCUCGAUCCAAAUCGGGAAACGACAGGGAUCUCUCCAGAGAGUCUGGGUCCAGAUCUCAGGAGGCAACCAAGAGCGUCGAUGAAGGCCGUGUGGCUGAAAGGGCGCAUUGCUCUAGAGCUCAUUCUCGGUCCAGAUCACAAACGCCACCAGAUUCUGAUCUGCGGAGGGAAUCCAGAUCCAAAUCCAAAUCUCGCUCACAUUCACGCUCGCGAUCUUAUUCCCGGUCUCGAUCUCGCUCAAGGUCUCGGUCCUAGGUUAAAAAAAAA